This is a messenger RNA of Penicillium chermesinum, 342 nucleotides long. RefSeq lists its product as uncharacterized. The record is from RefSeq and is a predicted model, not a curated record. The transcript is spliced from 2 exons. Lineage: Eukaryota; Fungi; Ascomycota; Eurotiomycetes; Eurotiales; Aspergillaceae. The coding region runs from base 1 to 342 and encodes 113 amino acids.
AUGCAUGUCAUCAGCACCGUCCCAUUUGCUGCCACUCUACUCUCCGGCCUAGCCGCUGCCGCUCCCCAGGCUCCUCAAGGCUAUCAGGGUGGCUGGGUCCCUACAGCCUCUAUCCAACUCUCCAACGAAGAAUCCGGUACCAACUCCAAUGCCGUGAUUCCUGUCGAUGGCGUCUAUCGCCCCGUCCAAGAGCUUUGGGGCAACACCCCCUCGCCAAAGACGGCCUCCAAGGAUCCUCACACGCACCUGGACUUGAGCAGUGACAGAACCUAUGCUGUCUUCGGCGGACCCGUGGUGGAUCUCUGCACCGCCUACGUUGCGUGCGACUGGGCACGCUGGUAG